AUGGCGCAUGAGCCGCCACCGGGCAUGGAUCGAGGAUCGAGCGGGCUGGGCGGCGUCAGAGGGGCGAAGGGGACGGGGCAAAUGGUGGGGGAUGGGGAGCGGGGGUCGAUCGCGGGGUCCAGCCUGCCGGCGCGGUCGAGGCUGAACAGGCAGCCGGCCAGCGGGUGGUACCCCACGGCGCCGACGUCGAUCGCCGGCAGUGCCAAAGGCCACCAGAGAGCCAGCGCCAAUGGCUGGGCUCCCAAGAAGCGAGCGGCCUCGUCAGGUGGUGUGCCCUUCACAAGCGGGCACCAACCUGGCCUGGAACCUGCGAAAUUGAACCCCAGGAUUGCCGACGAGUUGGAAAAGGGGAAGGAGCUGGCCAGGAAGGAGGAGGAGCGCAAGAGAAGGAUCAGCGCUUGUGAGGCCUGUGGUGCCACCAUGGAGAGCUACAGGGAGAAUGAGAAGGCCAGACACGAGCGACGGAUGGCCGCCCUCCAGUCUUCCGAGUCCAGACUGCCGCCAGUGGAUGCCCUGGAGGACAACUGGGCCCUGUCGGACGUGGGAGGCAACGGCUGCUUCGACGCUGUGCAGGAACACCGGCUGAGUGACCUGUUCAAGGGGCUGACAGUGUCGCCCAAGUACGAGAUCACUGCUGAGGCAGCUGCCAAGUACAAGGCCGCGAUGAUGGCCCCCAGGGACCGCUUGCUGGUGGAGCUCAAUGCAGGCAUGGAGGUCUCUGGGGAGCACAUCAAGUGCCUCAUCCAUGGGCAGUGGCUCAACGAUGAGGUCAUCAAUUGCUACAUGAAGCUGUUGCAGGAGAGGGAUGGGCGGAUGAGGGAAAGAGGCACGCUGCCCAAGGCCCACUUCUUCAAUUCGUUCUUUUUGGAAAAGCUGUACAACCCGCAUGGGGGCAGGAAGUACAACUACAAGGCGGUGCAGAAAUGGACGGGCAAGGGGAAGCUGAAGCGAUGGGGACAGGCAUGCGACAGUGUGCUGGACUGUGACCUGCUGGUGUUCCCUGUGCACCUGGGGGCCCAUUGGACCUGUGCGGCUGCCAACCUGAAGGAGCAGCGCCUGAUCUACAUGGAUUCGUUUCAUGGUGUCAGGCGCGACAUCCUGGAUGUUGUCGGCAGGUACAUCAGCGAUGAGGCGAUGGACAAGGGGAAGCGGGCGAUCGACACGUCUGGCUGGUCUAGGGAGUACCCCGCUGUCCCCCGGCAAGAGAAUGGCUGCGACUGUGGCGUCUUCGCAACGCAGUUUGCCAGCUUUGUGGGUGCUGGACAGGAGAUGGAUUUCACACAAGAGAAUAUGAAAUACUUCCGCAUUCAGGUGACCAAUGAGCUCCUUGCAAAGCGCAUUGAUGUACCUUGA
Messenger RNA from Ostreobium quekettii, 1353 nucleotides. The record is from the annotation of a GenBank genome assembly. Lineage: Eukaryota; Viridiplantae; Chlorophyta; Ulvophyceae; Bryopsidales; Ostreobiaceae.